AUGUGGUUCCUCGAACACGAAUCGCUCUUCGGCGGGAAGCGCGUAUGGUUGCGACCAGGCUCUCAGCAAUUAUUUGGUCGCACAAAGUCUGGCGACGAUGAGGGAAAAUCGUGGAAGAUAGACAACAAAGCCGUCUCGCGCAAGCAUGUCAUGCUCAAAGUCCACGACGCUCCACCCGAAAAUGGUACGAAGCUACAUACAAGGUCGCAGAUAGAAGUCACCGACCUCAGCUGUCGGCAAGGGACCACAAUCGACGAGAAGACACACCUGAAGAGCAAGAAACUGGACGACGGAUCACUCGAGUACGACAAGGCAAUCUUGACUGGAACGGAGCAUACUAUCCGCCUGGCUCAGGGCUAUGCGCCGUUCAAGAUUGUAUGGCACCCAACCGUCUUCACACAUGCGUCGAGAGAAUCCAAGGAGUCCAAGGCUCGCAGCGCCCAAUUGCAUGCCCUCGACAUCAAAACCACUACCGAUUUCCUCUUCGACAAGACCACCCACGUCAUUACACAAAAGCGAAAUCUACCAAAAGUCCUGUCCGGCCUCGUUGCUGGCAAACACAUUGUAACUGGCGAAUUUCUAGAUGCCGUGCUCAAAGCCGCAGCCACGUCAGUGGACGAAGCAGAGAACUAUGAGCCCUCGAAACUGGAGGAGGACUUCGAUGAAUGGUGGCCGAAAGAGAAGGACUACGUACCGCCAGUCGGCGCAGAGCCCGUCACGCGCCCGCAGGAGAUGUUGGAGCCAGAUCAUUCGCGAGCCGAGGUUUUCUCCGGGUUAACCUUUAUUUUCCUGGUUGAAAGCCAAUUUAAUAGUCUUUUAGAGCCUGUCAGUGGUGGAGGAGGCAAGGGCUUGUUCUUCGAUGUAAAGCCAGGCGAAACUACAGUCGAGGAAUAUGUCGAUUAUGUCCAUAGUGUCGCAGGGAAGAAGAAGCGCACCAAGACAAGUGGAGACAAACUUCCCAUUGUGACUGUCCGUCUCGCUGGCUAUCCGGAUGGUAUGGAAGAAUGGGCCGCUGGGUUCGUUACUGGUGUGGAUCAGGCACUUCAGCAGCGCUCAAUCUUGCAAAACGAGUUUCUUGAUGCAAUCGUGACCAAGGACCGAGCGUCAUUGCAGCGACCGCCUGCAGAGAUAGUGAACAUUCCCUCAAGAGCACCCGGCUCUGCGCCCUCUCAACCUUCAGUGCGCGACCCAACUCCGAUGUCUCAUUCAAAGGCUCCCUCCCCAGCUGGGAGCGCAUCUCCAGAGAUAACUGAGCCUGUCAAGACCACCGCACGCAAGCGUAUACACCGGCCAAGGACAGGCGGCCGCUUCACAGGAUUCGACGAUUUUGAGCCACCUGCUAAGCGCACCAAGGUGGACGACACGCCGAUGCAAGAUGUGCAAGAAUCUACCCGACCUUCUAUCUCACAAGCAGCCGCCUCGCAGCGUCGCACUGGACACGACAUACAAACACAGCACUCACAAGGCUCGCCCGUUGACGAUAUAGUGGCAAAAGAAGAGCAGAUGGACACUCUCUUCCCAGCCGCUGCAGCCAUCAAGCGUCAACGAGCAGCGACACGCGCACCAUCGGCCUCCGUUGAACCCGAAGCAGGCGGACCAGUUCAGCCAACAAUCGGCAAAGGCAAAGAAACAAUCGAGAAACUCCAACGCGCACAAGCGAGAGCUGCAAGCAAGGAGUUCAAUGUUCGCGAACAAGCCCGCAUCCGCGUCAAGGAGGAAGAAGAGCGCCGCAAGGCCGACGAGGAGAGUCUAGCAGAGGCACUUGAUGGCGUCGAUAUCUCGCAGAUUCGCAACAUCACCGAAAUCGAAGAGAUGGAUGUCCGUCCCCGAGCCGACAGAGCCUUGGCUCGACAGUCACAGGUCAACAGUGAUCGCUGGAAUCCCGAGUGGAACGGCCGCAAGAACUUCAAGAAGUUUAAACGGCGCGGUGUAGAGCGAGGUGUGCAGGCGCACCGCACCAUCAUUCGCUUGGAAGAAGCCGCCCCGAAGAAGGGCUUCGGUGUCGGCGAUGCUUUCCUCCUCGACGAUGUCGAACCUUCGUUGACAUUCAGGUCGAACAGGAGCCGACGCUUGCAGGAUGAUGACGACUCGGAGCCGGAGGUCGGAGGCUUCGUCAGCCGGAAGAGAUCGCAGACUUCAGAAGUGGUUAAUGUAGAAGAGAGCGAAGAAGAAGAUGGCGAUGAAGGUCCUGUAGGAAGGACGCAGAGGAGCAGUGGUCGGACGCAGCGGGUCGUGGAGACUCAGAUUGAUGAUACGCAGACACAAGCGCGUGGUAAGAAGCGUGGAGCGGCUACCGUAGCUGGUCCCACGAGCAAGAGAGGGAAGUUGAGCAGAAGAGAGGACGAUAGCGAUGAAGAGGAGACGGGAUUCAGAUUCAAGCGAAGAGGAUGA
Molecule: messenger RNA, 2391 nt
Organism: Parastagonospora nodorum SN15
Lineage: Eukaryota; Fungi; Ascomycota; Dothideomycetes; Pleosporales; Phaeosphaeriaceae
Exons: 1
Coding region: 1-2391 (796 amino acids)
Biological process (GO): mitotic G2 DNA damage checkpoint signaling; double-strand break repair via homologous recombination
Cellular component (GO): Mre11 complex
Molecular function (GO): protein binding; damaged DNA binding
Source: RefSeq, a predicted model, not a curated record